ACAACAACAAAGUGGGCUUGAUAUAUGUUUGGCUUGCAAAGAACGCAUUAACAAUUAACGCAAGAUAGUGAUGGUUCCGACUAAUCUGACCAUCAACGGGGAAGAUCGCGGCAACAGAUACUAUUCCUGAUACUAUUCCUGUGGUGGAAGUUCGCUGAGCUCCGCCUCUUAUGGCCAGGCCUCAAUCACCUGAUUCUGAUUCUUGUGAAAUCCAAAUAGCCAAGGCGGUGAGUCGGACAUCAAACUCUGCCGUGAAAGCACGAUGUCUCUCCUCCACGCGCCGUGCACCACCCUUCUUUUCAGCGCCAAAACCCAGAAAACGACGAUUAAACCCUUCAGUGCUCUUCCGCUUUCAUCAAUUCCAUACCCUAGAUCAAGAAACUUCUCGAUCCGACAUUCCUACUUUUCGAUCAAUAUGCCAUCCCGCCGGAAUCCUCUCUCUGCCGUACCGGACGAAGUAAAUAGCUCCCCCGAUGAUGAGCCGUCUGCUUUUGUGGAUGAGUGGGGCGAGAGGUCGGAGCCGGAGGCCCAACCGACCACGAAAUUUUCGGACUCCGAUCCUCCCAUGCAUGAAGAUGAGUGGGAAGGAGAUGAAUUGGGGGGAAAUGAGACUCCGGCACAGGGGUUUGGUGAAGAGGACAAGCUUUCGGACCUGAAGAGAUGUCUGGUGGACACAGUUUAUGGCACAGAUUUUGGCUUUCGGGCCUCAGGGGAGACACAGGCUGAGGCUCUAGAAAUUGUUUCGCAACUAGAGGCUGCCAAUCCCACCCCAGCCCCAACUGAAUCUCCGGAGUUACUUGACGGAAACUGGAUUUUACUGUUUACAUCAUUCUCUGAGUUAUUUCCUCUUCUUGCUGUGGGCAACAUUCCGUUGAUUAAAGUUGAAAAGAUUUCUCAGUCGAUUGAUAGUUCAAGCCUUACAAUAGAGAAUUCCACGACAUUGUCCAGUCCCGUUGCCAUGUUUUCAUUCAGCGCUACUGCAACCUUUGAGGUUCGAACCCCCUCAAGAAUUCAGGUUGAAUUUAAGGAAGGCAGCUUUAAACCUCCUGAGAUCAAGCCAAGAAUUGAUUUGCCGGAGAAUGUGGACGUGUUUGGGCAGAAGAUAAAUUUGUCUCCCCUGCAGCAAUCCCUCGGUCUUCUCGAAAAUGCAGUGGCUUGUAUAGCCCUCAGAGUUUCUGGCCAGCCUCCUCUAAAGGUCCCCAUUCCCGGCAAGAGGACAAGUUCCUGGCUCCUUACUACGUAUCUUGAUAAGGAUAUGCGGAUCUCAAGAGGCGAUGGUGGCCUUUUUGUGCUCCUUAGGGAAGGAAGUUCUCUCCUGUAUUAAUAAAAUAGAUGCCUGUUUGGCUAAAUCUUUCUCACUUUAUAAGAAAUGGACAAGUUUCCUUCUAAACUUUAAAGGCAAACUUUUCUUUUUGUUGUAUAAAUGUGGUAGAAUUUAGCAUUGCUCUUAAAAGUAUCAUGGAGUAGAUGUAUAAACAUGGGAUAUUUGCUCUAAAUGAUUAAAUAAGUUUGUUUUGA
Messenger RNA from Cuscuta campestris, 1518 nucleotides. The record is from the annotation of a GenBank genome assembly. Lineage: Eukaryota; Viridiplantae; Streptophyta; Magnoliopsida; Solanales; Convolvulaceae.